Solanum pennellii is the source of this 1790-nucleotide messenger RNA. Its product is annotated as cytochrome P450 704C1-like. Gene Ontology annotation, molecular function: oxidoreductase activity, acting on paired donors, with incorporation or reduction of molecular oxygen; monooxygenase activity; iron ion binding. The coding region runs from base 27 to 1574 and encodes 515 amino acids. NCBI's taxonomy places the organism in Eukaryota, Viridiplantae, Streptophyta, Magnoliopsida, Solanales, Solanaceae. The record is from RefSeq and is a predicted model, not a curated record. The transcript is spliced from 5 exons.
UGUCACCUCUCCACACUAGAAAAAAAAUGGAUGUCCUCUAUACCAUCUUCACCUGUAUAGGAACUCUCUGUGUCAUUUCUUUCACUUCCUUCUUAGUUUUAAUACUAAGGAUCUAUGCUGGCAAGUCAAUCAGAAACCCCAAAUCUGCACCAGUGAUAGGAACUGUGUUUCACCAACUCUUCUACUUCAAAAGACUUUAUGAUUAUCAAACAGAAGUCGCCAAGAAACUUCCUACCUCCCGAUUUCUAGCUCCGGACGAGAGUAUAAUAUGCACCACUGACUCAAGAAAUGUUGAGCACAUUCUUAAGACAAAGUUUGGCAAGUAUUCUAAAGGCAAGCGUAAUGAAGAGAUAAUAAUGGAUUUGUUUGGAAAAGGGAUUUUUGCUGUGGAUGGUGAGAAAUGGAAGCAGCAGAGAAAGCUUGCAAGUCUGGAGUUCUCAGCUAGGGUCUUGAGAGACUUUAGUUGCACUGUUUUCAGAAAAAGAGCAGACAAAUUGGUCAGAAAAGUUUUUCAGUUCCAUAUCUCCAACCAAGUUUUUGAUAUUCAAGAACUGCUAAUGAGAUGUUCCCUGGAUUCAAUAUUCAAAGUUGGCUUUGGAGUUGAUCUGAACUUCCUGGAUGGAUCAGGAGAAGAUGAUGACAGUUUCAUCAAGGCCUUUGAUGAUUCUAAUGAAUUGAUAUAUUGGCGUUACGUUGAUCCCUUUUGGAAGCUUAAGAGAUACUUCAAUAUCGGCUCUGAAGCUCUCCUGAAAAAGAACAUCAAAUUCAUCCAUGAAUUUGUUGAUGAACUGAUUCGAUCAAGGCGCAAACAGCUAGAAGUGAAACAAGAUUCUAUUGAUAAGGAGGAUAUACUGUCAAGGUUUCUGGAAGAGAGCAAAAAGGAUCCAGAGAAAAUGACUGAUCAGUAUCUCAGAGACAUAAUACUGAAUUUUAUGCUUGCUGGCAAAGACAGUACUGCUAAUACUCUUUCAUGGUUCUUUUACAUGCUUUGCAAGAACCCCUUAAUACAAGAAAAGGUUGUUGAGGAAAUAACGGAAGUUAUUGGUAAUAACGUGAAGGAUAAGGAACAUUUGGAAGAUUUUGUAGCAAGUAUUACAGAAGAAGCCCUUGAGAAAAUGCAUUAUCUUCAUGCAGCAUUGACAGAAACCUUGAGGCUAUAUCCUGCAGUCCCAGUGGAUGGCAGAUGUGCAGAUGCAGAUGAUAUCCUUCCUGAUGGAUUUCACAUCAGAAAGGGAGAUGAAGUCAAUUAUGUGUCCUAUGCAAUGGGGAGAAUGCCUUAUAUUUGGGGGAAUGAUGCUGAAGAUUUCCGACCUGAAAGAUGGUUGAAAGAUGGGAUUUUCCAGCCAGAGUCACCAUUCAAAUUCAUAGCAUUUCAUGCUGGUCCACGAAUAUGUCUAGGCAAAGAUUUUGCUUACAAGCAAAUGAAGAUUUUAGCAAUGGCUCUUCUUCAUUUCUUCAGGUUCAAGUUAUCCGAUGAGACGAAAGUAGUAACCUACAGAACCAUGUUUACACUCCAUAUCAAUGAAGGGCUUCCAGUUCAUGCAGUUCCAAGAAGAGGAUUAGUAGGAGGCUGAAAUGCAGAAAGCACUGUGAAUGUCAUCUUUGAACCUAAUAUACAGAAGUCAUGAUUAUCCAGUUUUGACAUUUGAACUAUUAGUUCAACUAUCCACAAAUUUGUGUCAAGAAAGUGGAUUCUAGUACUAUUUCAUCAAGUUCUUGAUUCCUUCUUAGAAGUACGAAAUGGCAUAUUAGUGGGAUGUUGCAAUCCUGAAUACCAUAUUCAAAAUGUU